Messenger RNA from Aureobasidium uvarum, 996 nucleotides. Lineage: Eukaryota; Fungi; Ascomycota; Dothideomycetes; Dothideales; Saccotheciaceae. The record is from the annotation of a GenBank genome assembly.
AUGACAACUAACACCACCGAAAAUGCAGCGGAACGUCAACGUCUUGAAGGGUUCUUCAGUGCUUCUCGCCAGGGUAUUCUUGAUUCCAUCAGACGAGAUCCGACAAACGACGGCGGCCUCAUGCAGAACAUUCAGUUCGCAAUCCAAUAUCCCCAAGAUAUCUUACUCAGGAAUGGGAUGCGAAAGUCUGACAUGUAUCUCGAAAUAGAGCUCAAGGAUCUUUGGUGGAAGACGAUCGAAGCAGCAAAGUUCUAUCCAGCCGAUGACGAAGGACGACAAUAUAGACUCAUAGCCUGGAUUGCCGGAGCGAGAGGGCGUCCUCCUGUAUCAAGCACCCAGCAGGAUACAUACGUCGCAGAUGGUGGAAAAAUCUUGUGGAAAGAUCUUCCGUUCUUCCAAGAAGCGCUCGAAUCGGCAUGGGCGGAUCGAGCCAGCUUGUCAAAGGUUGAAUGGACGAAUCUGAAUGCUUUUGUUUCUCGACUCAUGCAAGUCACUGGAAUGGACCUGAUGAGUUUCGGCCUGGAAACCAUCCGGGAGGCAUUGGAAGAAGGAAGACCUCUAUUCAUGAUGGCUGGCGAGGGUCAGCAAGGGGAGAGAUGCAUAGCAGAUCUAUUGCCGGCUACACUACUUUGGUUGAGGCAUUCGCACGGGUUUAUGAAGAUCAUGACAGUGGUUGUCGAGCGGGCUAUCAAAGAGGGUCUCGAACGACCAUCAGGGUGUGGGGGUAACGUCAUGCCAGGAGAGCUAGCCGUGGCCAGUGAAGUAUCGAGGGGUGGCUUAAGUCUCGCAAGAAGACGCUUUUGGAGAUUGCGUCUCUUGGAGAUUGGACAAAUGGAGGGUGGAGCUGAAGGUAACAACGAUGCUACAGUUGCAGAUGCCUGUGAAUGGGCGAAGAGAAUUGGGACGUGGAAUCUCGAUUGGCCAGCAGAACUCAAAGACGUGCCUGGAUGGGAAGAGGCAAUACGCUAUCGUCCCAAUCCGAUGCCCAGAAAUUAG